This is a messenger RNA of Cornus florida, 962 nucleotides long. RefSeq lists its product as uncharacterized. The transcript has 2 exons. Lineage: Eukaryota; Viridiplantae; Streptophyta; Magnoliopsida; Cornales; Cornaceae. Bases 85 to 723 code for a protein of 212 amino acids. The record is from RefSeq and is a predicted model, not a curated record.
AAGAAGAAUAAGAUAGGAGAUAUAAAGCAAACCUCACAAUCCUCAUCCUCAAUCUCUCUCUCUCUGAAUUUUCCUUCAACAAGAAUGGCCUCAACAUCCAAACCCAACUGUUUCUCUCUCCUCUCUCUUCUCUUUGCACUCUCUCUCUCCUUCCCCUCGAUUGCCUCAACCGACCCAAUUCCAGCAGCAUGGCCACACCAAUUCCACUCCCUCAUCUUCAUGAACAACAGUGGAACCCUCCAAAUGGUAGACCUCUGGUACGACUGGACCGGAGGCCGGAACUUCAACAUAAUCCAGUACCAACUGGGUAAGCUUCUGUACGACCUGGAAUGGGACAAUGGCACCUCCUAUAUAUACACCCUGGACUCUAACCGGGAAUGCAGGGUCUUGAAUUUCUCUGUGGGGAUUCUCAGACCCAACUGGCUUCAAGGUGCGAACUACCUUGGCCAGCAGUACAGGGAUGGCUUUCUUUGCAAUGUGUGGGAGAAGGUCGACUUCAUUUGGUACUAUGAGGAUGUCAUCACCAAAAGACCUGUUUCAUGGAUAUUCUAUACAGGAUAUACAGCACAUGUAAUGACAUUUGAAGUGGGAAGAGUGCUUGAGAAUCCGAAAUGGCAAGCUCCUGUGUACUGUUUUGAGGAGGCCUACAAGGAGAAGAAUUGUUUGGUUGAAUCUGCGGCCAACGCUGGUCCUCAUGGGGGUUUAAUGAGGAGAAAGUAUUAAAUAUACUUGGGGGUAUGGCACAGUACGAGCUAUUAAAUCAUGGAUGUGAUGGUGGGCCCCACCACAUUCAAGGGUAUGGAUUAUCACGGAAUAUCAUACCCCUAGGUAUUUAAUAUUUUCUAGUUAAAUGAAAAGUGUUAUGGAUACCUCAAAGAGGUUUUAAAUGCAGCUAGAAUUGUUCUUAAUGUAGUCAUGGAUAAAUCUUAAGACUAUUAUUAUCUAAGGCUCCGAUUUGUUUA